AUGCAGAAAUCGCAAAAUUUCGAAAAUGAGACCGUCCUAGUCGAAGAGGUUGUCCGAGAUUUUGAUAAAAAUGAAGUUUUCGAGGAAAUAACUGCCAAGUUUACCUGGGAGCAAGAUGUUGAGCGAUCAUGGAACCUCCUGGUGGAAAACAACGGCGUUCUACAGCACGUCAGCCAAGAGAACUUUGAAGAAAAAUCUAAACAAAAAUAUAAAAAGAAUCAAGUAUGCGCUUUGAGGAAAGGAAUAUUCAGACAUAUCAUAAUCCUGUUCGACAUGUCCAGUAGCAUGAAGGAGAGGGACUUCAAACCUGACCGGAUAAACGUCGUCCUCGAGUGUGUGGAGAACUUCCUAACGAAUUUCUUCUUCAAGAAUCCAGUGGGGCAUGUGGGAGUGGUGGCCCUGAAAAACAGUUCCGCCAAAUUAAUCCAGCCCUUGACGUCCAACAUGGAGGAUAUUAUGAACGCACUGGUAAAGGAGAGGAGUAUGGGUUUGCAAGGAUCCCCGUCCCUAGAGCAGGGACUAGAAAUUGCACACGACUUGUUGGUAGACAUUCCACUCUACGGAACGAAGGAAAUCCUAAUAAUGUAUGGGUCGAUAAGAACAUGUGAUAAAAAAAAUAUUUUAAAUAUACUAAACCUAAUAGUAAAAAAUAACAUGCAUGUAAACUGCGUAUCGAUUUCUCCAGAAAUGCAUAUACUUAAACAUAUCUGUGAAGAGACAAAUGGGGUUUACAAAAUAUGCAUGACAAAAAACGCACUCAUGAACGAAAUGAAUAAUGUUACGGAGACCCCUCUGUGGAUGAUUGGAAUGGAACCUCAACUUAUUCACAUAUGCUUUCCUAUAAAGAAAAAAAUUAGCACGCAAAUCAUGUGUUCCUGCCACAACCAUUUAAACACCGAUACAUAUAUUUGCAACUUCUGUAACAGCUACACUUGUAAGAUACCAUCCAAGUGUAAGGUCUGUGGGAUGCAUCUAAUUUCGAUGCACGACUUGUCUCACAUUACGAACAACCUUCAGGGUUCUCCACUUUUUAUUGAAAUUAAGAAUGAGAAAAAUGGGCCCAGCGCAUGUGUUUCAUGUAAUAAGCCGCUCUACGAUAAGGUGUCUCAAUGCUCUAAGUGCAAAAAUAUUUUCUGCCUGGGUUGCGACUUGUACAUUCACGAAGACCUGAAUCAGUGUCCUUUCUGCUUGAUCCUCGAUACAUGA
This is a messenger RNA of Plasmodium knowlesi strain H, 1206 nucleotides long. RefSeq names its product general transcription factor IIH subunit 2, putative. Gene Ontology annotation, molecular function: zinc ion binding. The transcript has 5 exons. The coding region runs from base 1 to 1206 and encodes 401 amino acids. Gene Ontology annotation, biological process: DNA-templated transcription; regulation of transcription by RNA polymerase II; nucleotide-excision repair. The record is from RefSeq and is a predicted model, not a curated record. Gene Ontology annotation, cellular component: transcription factor TFIIH core complex; transcription factor TFIIH holo complex. NCBI's taxonomy places the organism in Eukaryota, Apicomplexa, Aconoidasida, Haemosporida, Plasmodiidae.